AUGGAUAAAUGGAACCAAACUUCACAUGAUUUUAUUUUGUUAGGGCUGAUUCCUCCUAAUCACACUGGCCUACUUCUCUUGUUGCUUAUCAUGUUUGUAUUCUGCCUUGCUUUCAUGGGUAAUUCAGCCAUGAUUCACUUCAUACGUGUGGAUGUCCGGCUACAUAUGCCCAUGUACCUUCUCCUAAGCCAGCUGUCCCUCAUGGACCUGAUGUACAUCUCUACCACUGUCCCCAACAUGGUGGUCAAUUUCCUCUCUGGUCAGAAGAGCAUCUCCUUGCCGGGGUGUGGGGUGCAGAGUUUCUGCUUCCUGACCAUGGCAUGCUCUGAAGGGCUACUCCUGGCCUCCAUGGCUUAUGACCGAUUUGUAGCCAUCUGCCACCCCCUCCAUUAUGCCAUCCGCAUGAGCAAAAGUGUGUGUGCAAAGAUGAUUGCAGGAUCUUGGACAUUUGUCUCCAUCAAUUCCCUGGCACACACAGUCUACACCCUUCAUCUUCCCUACUGCAUCAAUCACUUCCCCAGGGCCAUCAAUCACUUCUUCUGUGAUGUCCCAGCCAUGCUGCCCCUGGCCUGUGUGGACACCUGGGUCUAUGAGUACAUGGUUUUUGUGAGCACCAGCCUGUUCCUCCUUCUCCCUUUCCUUGGCAUCACUGCUUCCUAUGGACGGGUCCUUUUUUCUGUCUUCCAUAUGCGCUCCAAAGAGGGAAGGAAAAAGGCCUUCACCACAUGCUCCACACAUUUAACAGUGGUGACCUUUUACUAUGCUCUUUUUGUUUACACCUAUUUUUGGCCCAGGAUUCUCCGUUCCCCAGCAGAAGACAAGAUCCUGGCAGUUUUCUAUACCAUCCUCACCCCUAUGCUGAACCCCAUUAUCUACAGCCUGAGGAACAAGGAGGUGCUGGGGGCCCUGGAGAGAGUGUUUGGGAUAUUGUCUUCCAAGAAGAAAUGA
Molecule: messenger RNA, 948 nt
Organism: Heterocephalus glaber (naked mole-rat)
Lineage: Eukaryota; Metazoa; Chordata; Mammalia; Rodentia; Bathyergidae
Product: olfactory receptor 2L13-like
Biological process (GO): G protein-coupled receptor signaling pathway
Cellular component (GO): membrane
Molecular function (GO): olfactory receptor activity; G protein-coupled receptor activity
Source: RefSeq, a predicted model, not a curated record